Desarmillaria tabescens is the source of this 4153-nucleotide messenger RNA. RefSeq lists its product as uncharacterized. Gene Ontology annotation, biological process: transcription by RNA polymerase II. Lineage: Eukaryota; Fungi; Basidiomycota; Agaricomycetes; Agaricales; Physalacriaceae. The coding region runs from base 62 to 4102 and encodes 1346 amino acids. The transcript is spliced from 5 exons. The record is from RefSeq and is a predicted model, not a curated record.
UGUCAUUCACCACAUCAUUCACUGCAGAGCCGCGCCUGUAUGUUGUCCAUGAACCUCAAUCAUGCACGAGCACACGAACGGUACAUCACUAGUUGGUUCGGUGUUUGAGCGACCACCUUCUCUUGGUCUACACAGACCACCUCAGCCGCCGACAUCCGGAAAAACUGGUUUUCCAGCCGCACAGCAUCGUUCGAAAAGUGCCUUCGCACGGAGACGAGAUGAAGAACGCAAGACGGACAAUACUCUACCACGUGGUGCUCCUACAGUUGUUCCGAUUCCAAAGGUUCUUCCGUUCACGCCCAGCACUCCAGUGGCUCACGAACGUCAAGACGAAGAUGUGACUGAUUGGCGGGAGGAAAUUAGCCGACAGAACCAACUGAAGGUGCAGAAUAUGAGCGCAGAGGAAAGAGAACGCGAACGGAACGAAAUUUACGAAAAGUUCGGGGCAGACAUUGGUGAUAUCUUGAGGAGAGCAAGGAUGGCGCGGGAAAAACAAGCAGAGAAAGAUUCUGAGGAAAUGAAGCGUAAACGCCCUGAAGGUGACUCCAUUACCGCUGGUGAAAAUGGUGCAUUACAAGAGCCAGACCUGUUUACUAGUUCAAGGCGCAAUUCAGAAAAAAGUCUUCCUGAAGUUCCGAUAACAUCUGAAAAACCUGCCGUUCGUCCGGUCUCCCCUCCGCUGGCAUCAUUUCCCCCUCCCUCUCUCUCAGCGAGUGCGACGCGUCCAUCAACGCCCAACAAAGCACUGCGGAAGAUUCGAUUUGCUGAACUGUCUCCAACCGAUGUGCAUGUCUACGAAUCGGCACCACCUUCUCCUCGCAAGAAAACCGUACUAGCCUUACCCCCACCGCCCCCUGCAGGAACAGACGAGGAUAUCGUUUCUUUAGGGAUGUAUCCCGUCGCAGGCAUGGCACCGUCGGAGGAUCCAGAAGAAGGCAGUCCCGAGUAUAUUCGCCGAAAAUACUUCCCUUCUGCUCCAUCCUCCAAUCCAGAUCUCGCAUGGAUGGAACCAUCUACAUCGGAUGACCGGUCGGACGAUUCUUCACCCAUUGACAAACUUCGGUUUGGUCUCUCGGGCAAUCCAAUUCCUUCAUCUAUCAGCCUAACUCUUCCUACGCAUCUUGGUUUGCAUCACCAUGCCGAGGGAUCGCACGCUGGAUAUACUCUCGAUGAUAUCUUCCUCCUGACAAGGUCUAGUGUUGCCGCUCAGAGGGCGGCCAUGCUGGGCGUUUUGAGUGGCGUAGCCCGAUGGUUGAGGAAUUGUGUCGGGGGAGGAAAUACGACAGACGAUCUAUCGCUGAAUGACCUAUCUGCCAAGUCUGCCGCACUCCUCAAGCGUAUCUUGUUUGCAGGUCUGGAAGUCUUGCCCGAGCGGGGAAGUGUUGGCGCACGAGGAAUUGCAGUUGUCUGGCAAUGUUUGGUUGGCUGGGAGGCUCAAGAGAUUGAUGACCUACAGGUCGACUUGAAUGAUGUGGAAGUUGCAUUUGGGGAAGUCGAACUCAACAUACCAGUUGAUAUCUCUACUGCCACUACUACGACUCCGCCUCCAUCCAUAUCUUCUCUGAUUGAUGCUCUACCUCUUCCUGAAAUGCUCUCACAAUUAGCUCCUUUACUCUCAUCUCCCCCUGAUUUCAAUUCUGUCGAAUCCUCUCCUACUCCAAAUCAACUUCAGCUCCUUGCUAUUGUCCACCGGAUUUCCAAGCAUUCCAAAGCUGCGGCCGAAACGGUUGUUCAGACGUCCAGCCUCGUCGCGAGUAUCAUCAAUGUCUUCCUGCUCUCCACUGCAGCGCCACAUCCUCCUGCUAUUCAAUGUCUUAUUACCCUCGCCAGUGCUUCGCGGCAGAACGCCAAAGCGCUCUGUGAUCCGGCAGAUGCGAUGCUCAAGUUUAUCACAAGCACCAUACCUUCCGCUGAUGGAACCAUGCAGUAUCCUGCCGAGUUGGCCCAUGAACUCUUGGUGUCGACCCUACGGUUGUACACCUAUCUAGGACGGUAUGGGAUGUAUUCCCAUACUGCGACGGAUGCACAAGAGCUGUGGACACGGCUGGCCGUCUAUGCGACGGAUACAGGGGGCAAGUUAGCACAGGCAUGGGCUGAACUGAUAAGCACUUGGAUGGUUUGUGCGACAGACCCUCAUAGGACAUCUCCAAGUCAUGACAUUUUGUGGAGUCGAGUUGUUGCAUGGGGAUGGGGCGAGGACGUGUUGGCAUUGACGGUCUGUGACCGAUUACCAGAAGACAAGGGCUCGCUGAGGCAAAUAAUGGACACGCAAGGUGCUAUCUGGAGAUGCAUCAGUACAUGGCUGGAGGGCUCCCGGGUCAACAGUACUCGGGGUGGGCAAGCGGAACGGGAGGCAGCGUUGACUGUCUUAAAACCAGGGUUUGAAAAUGAGACUGGCCUAGCCAGACAGAUCACGCUGGCCACACUAGAGGGCCUCAAAGCUGAUCUCGAGAACAUCCGGUCAAGAGAAGCUCCGUCACAGUGGCUACCAGCGUUGUUGAGCGCGGGGAGGUGUGCCAGUGCACUGACAGCUGUGAUACGGUUAUGGCUGGCGUGUAUACCUUCGAGUGGUCCACCAAAGUCACCACCGUUUAGCCUACCUUUUUCUCGGAUAUCGCAGCUGUGCGCCCUGUUAGUCUCGCAUCCGGUUUGGAGUUAUCCUUUCAAAUCUGAACACCGUGGAUUGGUCGGUGCAUAUACUAGAGUUAUGUGUCGACCUCUUGCGUCUCUUCUUUACUAUUACCUCCUCUUGUCGAGAAAGCUUCCCGGAAGUUCAGGCGACUUGUGGAUGGCACAAGCUUUUGCUAUCAUCCUUAGGUGUUUCCCUGGAGAUGAAGACUACGCGCUCGCGAUUCUGGACGACAUUCUCGGGAUGAUUACGGCUGAUUGGGCAAAACAACGACAAUUAAAGAUACCUGACAUUAUCUGGGAGCGGGGCGGGAUGGAAGUAAUCAAGCCCAUAUUGCACCACGUUAUUCAGUCCAGAGAUGACAUCUACAUCGCACCCUUGAGUCCAACGCCCAGAUCAAUCUUACUCUCGACGUCGCAGAGACUAGUAACCUCCGUGCUCAUCACGACAGAUUGGGAUCCCGUUGGUCUUCCGUUAAAGGGAGAUUGGGCUUUGACGCCGAUUGACCACAUUUUACGUUCUGGGCAUGAACUAUCCGUCUUCCAACGAAAAGGUUCACUCCCUCCAUCCUGGGAUAUUUCGGAGACGGAGAUAGUGCGUGCAUCUCUCCUUUUGGCGCAGCUGGGAUGGGAGGCUGUCCUAAGAUUUGCUAGUGGUCUAGCGGACCUUGUAUUAUCCGGACCGGAAGCAGUUUUUGGAUGUAUGAAGGUCUUCAUGUUAGAGCAUGAACAGGACCAUGAUAAGGGUCUUGAUGAGGUAUUCCGCGAUCCAGCUGUGGGACAUCUGAUGAAUGAGUUGGUUUCUCCGUAUACGGUGGGCGCGCAAUCGAAAGUUCAGUCAACCACACAAGAAGAUCUAGAGAUGGUUGCCGCCAGAUUUCUUGGAGCUGGAACACCAUUUUACCAGUAUUAUACGGACUUUGUGGCACUAUACGACGCGAUUUCUUUCGCCCAUCCAUCUUUCGCUCGACUUCUUCUACCCCCGACAUCGAUGCGUUAUGCCGUGGAUUAUCGGAAGCAUCUCUGGUUGGAUUUCGGGCAUCUCAUCAAGAGCAUCCAUGUACCUCUCGAUGCUGUCAUUUCCCAGGAUAUACGAGAGUAUCUCUAUCCUGUUGAACGCAGCUCUGAGAUGAUCGGCGCUUAUAUUCGUGCGCUUGUGACGAUAGGCCCUUCGAUGGAUGGGUUUGUCCGUUUCGUUGCGGUUCAUCAUGUUGCCUGUAAUAUCUGGUCGGAUUUGAUGACGAUCGCCCCUGGGGAUGAUGCGUCGGCGAAGAAACUGUUUGGGCUUCUUCUUGGGCAGGGAAGUAGGGAAAUCCUGAAGGAAAUCUUAACGUACAGGCAAGCCUUGGACGGGCCUAUUCUAUUGGCUCCACAUUGUUUCGACCAUGGGAAUGAGGUGAAGGGGAAACGAGCAGAGUAUAUAUUGCACUGGUCUAACCAGAGUGUUUUAGAGAAUAUGUUAGCAUUAUUUUAGUUUGCUCUAGUUAUCUAUAAUCUUUAAUAAGAUCUCUCAGUGUAAGGUAUC